This is a messenger RNA of Stegodyphus dumicola, 2872 nucleotides long. Its product is annotated as multidrug resistance-associated protein 1-like. NCBI's taxonomy places the organism in Eukaryota, Metazoa, Arthropoda, Arachnida, Araneae, Eresidae. The record is from RefSeq and is a predicted model, not a curated record. Gene Ontology annotation, biological process: transmembrane transport. Gene Ontology annotation, cellular component: membrane. Gene Ontology annotation, molecular function: ATP hydrolysis activity; ABC-type transporter activity; ATP binding.
AAAAGUCCUGUGAAAAUUUUGUGAAUUAAUGCUGAUUUUUGUUGUUUGACUUCUGAAUCAACAUUUAUUAAGAUUAUUCUUAAAUUUUGGAGUAAUCGGUGAUAUUUAAUUUUCAUGUAGAUAAAUAUUCAAGAUAAGUUUCUCAUCAGGAGCCAUUUGAUUUAUGGUAUCAAUCUCAGUGGAGGACAGAAACAGAGAGUUAGUCUUGCCAGAGCAGUUUACUCAGCUGCUGAUAUAUAUUUUCUAGAUGAUCCAUUAUCUGCUGUUGACUCACAUGUAGGAAAACACAUUUUUGAGAAAGUUAUUGGGCCAAAUGGACUACUCAAUAAUAAGACGAGAAUUCUUGUUACACAUGGCUUGACAUAUCUGUCUCAGACAGAUGUUAUAUAUGUUAUGAAUGAAGGAACUAUUGCUGAGAGAGGUUCAUUCCAAGAGCUUAUUGAUAGUAAAGGUCCAUUUGCAGAAUUUUUGUCUCAGUACUUAAUGGAGAUUGAGCAAACUGAAGAAGAUUUAGAAAUUCUUGAAGACUUAUCACAUAAAAACCCAGAAUUCCUUAGGAGUUUAUCUGAAAGAAGCAAUACUGCAGAUGAGGAAAGUGACCAGCAGUCAGAUUUGGAAAGCAGUAGACGCAUGUCAGUGUUAUCUAUUAAUCGUCUUCCUGCAGGGCAUUCUUCUUCACCUUCAAAAGAAGUAGUAGAAAGGAAAAAAUCAUCAGUUGGUUUGGACAAAGGAACUAAGUUGAUAAAUGUUGAAGUUGCAGAAACAGGACAAGUCAAAUGGUCAGUUUAUUUGGCAUAUUUCAAAUCAGCAGGUCUUUCUUGGGUGUUGUUAAUUCUUCUAACAUACAUUGCAUGGCAGAGCUUUGGAGUUGGAGCUAAUAUUUGGCUUAGUGAUUGGGGUAAUGAUGCUCAAAAGAAUGGAACAGAAGCUACUGCUCAACGAGAUCGCAGGCUUGGAAUAUAUGGAGCUCUUGGAUUUGCACAAGCAAUAUUUUUACUCAUUGGCUCAUUUUCUGUUGCCUAUGGAACUCUCAUUGCCUCAAAAGUUCUACAUAAUAAUAUAUUAGUAAAUGUAUUACGAUCUCCGAUGUCUUUUUUUGAUACUACUCCCUUGGGACGUAUCGUCAACCGUUUUGCCAAAGAUAUUGAUACUAUUGAUGUUACUAUUCCAAUGACUCUAAGGGCCUGGUUGACUUGCCUUCUGACUGUAGUUUCAACACUUGUUGUGAUAAGCAUCCAAACACCACUGUUCUUGGUUGUGGUAUUGCCUAUUAGCAUCAUUUAUUAUUUCAUCCAGCGUUUCUACGUUGCAACAAGCAGGCAGUUAAAGAGAUUGGAAUCUAUCACACGAUCACCUAUAUAUUCUCAUUUUUCUGAAACAUUAGCUGGUGCAAGUACUAUACGAGCUUAUGAUGCUGAACACAGGUUUUGUGUGCAGUCUAAUAGUUUGGUGGAUGAUAAUCAGAUAUGCUAUUAUCCUAGCAUUGUAUCAAAUAGAUGGUUAGCUAUUCGUCUGGACUUUUGUGGUAAUUGUAUUAUUCUGUUUGCUGCCUUGUUUGCUGUUAUUCAAAAAGAUGAAUUACAUGCAGGAAGUGUUGGCUUAUCUGUUACUUAUGCACUUAUGGUAACUGCUACUUUGAAUUGGUUGGUGAGAAUGAGCUCUGAAUUAGAAACUAAUAUAGUUGCUGUCGAAAGACUCCUUGAAUAUUCUCAGACACCAACAGAGGCUGAAUGGAUUAUCAAAGACAAAACACCACCUACUGGGUGGCCUGAUAGUGGAGAAGUUAUCAUGAAAGAUUAUUCAACAAGAUAUAGAGAUGGUCUUGAUUUAGUUUUAAAGAAAAUUAAUUGCAGUAUUAGAGGAGGAGAAAAGAUUGGAAUAGUGGGAAGAACUGGGGCAGGAAAGUCAUCUCUAACAUUGUCACUGUUCAGAAUUAUUGAAGCAGCUGAUGGUUGUAUUAAUAUAGAUUCUCAUAGGAUUGCUGAUAUGGGACUUCAUGAUUUGAGGUCCAGAAUCACAAUCAUUCCCCAGGAUCCAGUAUUAUUCUCAGGUACAUUAAGAAUGAAUUUAGAUCCUUUUGAUUGGUAUUCUGAUGCUGAUAUUUGGACAGCAUUAGAUCAUGCACACUUGAAAAGUUUUGUAUCUAGCUUGGAUGAUGGACUGAACCAUGAAAUUGUAGAAGGAGGUGAAAAUCUUAGUGUUGGCCAAAGACAGUUGGUGUGUUUAGCAAGAGCACUACUGCGGAAGACUAAAAUUUUAGUUCUUGAUGAAGCAACAGCUGCAGUUGAUCUUCAAACUGAUGAUCUGAUUCAGACUACUAUACGAAAGGAAUUUGCUGAUGCUUCAGUGCUUACCAUUGCUCAUCGGCUUAAUACUGUUAUGGAUUAUGACAGAAUUAUGGUAUUGGACAAAGGAAAAGUUGCAGAAUUUGAUUCUCCAUCCGUUUUGCUGAAAAACAAAAAAUCUAUUUUUUAUGGGAUGGCCAAAGAUGCUAGAUUAGCGUAAAUAAGAAUCUUGCGUAUAAAUCAGUAUUUCAAUAUGUUCAAAAUAAUUUAUUUUGCAAUUUCUUAGUAUUAGAGAUCAGCAUUGGAUGUAUUUUAACAUCCUAGUUUAUAUUGUUUUUUGCAAAUCUAUUGUGUGAGGGAAGAAAAAAUCAGUAUUUUAUUUUAACCUGUACAUAGUUUAUUUUGAAAUUAUGUAUAUUUUCUGCUUCUGUUAUUAAAGAAGUACUUAAUUUUUUAUAUGAUCUGCUUUUUUUAAAAUUGAUAAAUUAAAUAUUUUUUAUAAAACGUAUUGAUGUGUUUCAGAUUAUUCUGUUAUUAAAAAGAAUGCAAGGUAAUAAAGAUGCAAAUUUGAGAAACCAUAGAUCUAA